Molecule: messenger RNA, 1389 nt
Organism: Schistosoma turkestanicum
Lineage: Eukaryota; Metazoa; Platyhelminthes; Trematoda; Strigeidida; Schistosomatidae
Source: the annotation of a GenBank genome assembly
CGCAAAUUAAUGAAGCGGUGACUUUGAAUGUACUUCACAAAUUAAACAGAAGCCAAAAAAAAAUCACAAUCGUGUGUGUGUGUGCGUGUACGUGUGUGUGUACACAUUCGAACUCUAAAGUGGAUCGAUCAUGUUUGCUUCAUUAAAAGGAUUAUCUGCAAUUGUCACUGGUGGUGCAUCAGGACUUGGGCUGGCUACAACGAAAAAAUUAAUUGCUGAAGGAUGUAAUGUAUUAGUGUGUGAUUUAAAAAUGUCACCUGUUUUAUCAGAAUUAGGCAGUAAUUGUGUUUAUUGUGAAACAGAUGUUGCUUCGGAAUCCGAUGCAGAAAAAGCUAUUGAUUUAGCUAAGAAAAAUUUCUCAAAACUUCACAUUCUAGUGAAUUGUGCUGGUAUAGCUGUAGCGUCGAAAACAUAUAAUAUAAAACGUAAAACACCUCAUUCAUUAGAUUUAUUUGAAAAAGUUAUCAAGACUAACCUUAUCGGUACAUUCAAUAUGAUUCGACUUGCAUCUGGUUUAAUGUUAGCCAAUGAACCAGAUAUUGAUAAUCAACGUGGUGUUAUCAUUAACACUGCAAGUAUAUCAGGCUAUGAAGGUCAAAUUGGACAAGCUGCUUAUUCAGCUAGUAAAGGCGGUAUAAUUGGUAUGACUUUGCCAAUUGCUCGUGAUCUUUCACGUGAAGGAAUUCGAUGCGUAUCAAUUGCUCCAGGUCUAUUUAAUACGAAAACAAUAUUGGGUGAACGUGAAUACACUAAAGAUGAAAUUGAUUAUUUGAAUGAUAUCCAACUGACCAUAGAUCGUAUGGGUAAACCAGAAGAAUUUACACUGUCUAUCAUGCACAUUCUACAAAAUCCAAUGAUGAAUGGUGUUACUUUAAGAUUAGAUGGUGCUGGGCGACUUAUAUUUUUAUAAGAUAAUAAUAAUAAUAAUAUCAUACCUACACACCCACGCACACACAUGUACUCAACUUGUUAACUUUGUAUAUCGCGAUAUGUAAUAUUCAUGUAUAGAAAAAAAUAUACAAGUACCAUAUGAAAAACACAAGCGCUACUACUCACACAAAAAAAAAUCUAUCAUUAUAUUAUUUUUAAAUAAUUUUCUUCUUAGGAUUAUUUGAUACUCCAUUGUUGGAUGGUGUACCAAAUGUUGAAUUAUUGAGAAAACUUACAUUAUAUCCAAAUCGUAUAGGUAAACCGGAAGAAUUUGCAAAACUUGUUGAAUCAAUCAUUUGUAAUCCAAUGUUAAAUGGUACAACUAUUCGAAUUGAUGGAGGUGUUCAUUUACCUCCUUAGAUUCGAUUAGAUUAGAUUAAAUUAAAUUAAUUUGUGUAAUUUUAUUUCUGCGUCAAUGCAUUUACAUCAAUUUUUAAAAAAAAAUUUUCUGAAAUUCUU